AUGAGGCAUUCAAACAAUGGCAUGACGGCGAAAGUAAUCGUCUUCUCUGGAUCAGGGGUGAUCCCGACAACACUUCUAUAUGGAAUCGUGGAAGAGCUAACACGAGUGCAUAGAGAUAGUGUCGCCAUCUCGUUUUUCUUCUGCCAAGCCACCAACAUGCGCAUUAAUAGCGCUACGUCCGUCCUACGUGGGUUGAUUUUUCUCCUUAUCGAGAAAAUCCUAUCUCUUCUCUUAUAUAUGCGAGCUCAAUACGACAAAGCUGAGCGCACUCACUACCAUAUUCACGAAUAUACUGGAAGAUCCGUUAUUAAAAGCCGAAACCACGCCGAUAUUACCGAACGAUUCGAUUUUGCUGCCUAUAUAGCUCCGAUCCCAUUGGAGCUAAACGAGACAUCUAUAUCCGAAGCUAUGAAUGCGUUCAUUCGACAUAAAGUGGAUUCGUUACUGUUACUAAACAAAAACAACAGCGACGUCUAUGAAAAAAAAACUUUGAGAUCCGCGAGCGAGUAA
Molecule: messenger RNA, 510 nt
Organism: Penicillium odoratum
Lineage: Eukaryota; Fungi; Ascomycota; Eurotiomycetes; Eurotiales; Aspergillaceae
Exons: 4
Coding region: 1-510 (169 amino acids)
Source: RefSeq, a predicted model, not a curated record